This is a messenger RNA of Juglans microcarpa x Juglans regia, 980 nucleotides long. Its product is annotated as mediator of RNA polymerase II transcription subunit 20a-like. Gene Ontology annotation, molecular function: transcription coactivator activity. NCBI's taxonomy places the organism in Eukaryota, Viridiplantae, Streptophyta, Magnoliopsida, Fagales, Juglandaceae. The coding region runs from base 161 to 829 and encodes 222 amino acids. The transcript is spliced from 5 exons. Gene Ontology annotation, cellular component: mediator complex. The record is from RefSeq and is a predicted model, not a curated record. Gene Ontology annotation, biological process: regulation of transcription by RNA polymerase II.
UAAAAACUCGUGAGAUCCUGAAUGCCCUAAAAAUUGUCUAAACGUUAACGUUCGACCGCGUUAGCCUGGAUUGGGCUCCGACUUCCACUAACCUGGCCUUUUCCUGUGGUUUCUCAGAUCGCGCUCUCACUCUUUCAGUUACGUUCUCCACACAACGAAGAUGCCACUCAAAUGGGUUUUGCACUGGCAGCCCAAUGCUGGAAGCACCGUGAAUAGCCAAAUCCUCAGCGAAGUCUCGCAGUGCGUGGAGAGCAUAAACGGCGUCAAAGAAGGCCGAUGGAGAGCCACUCUCACCUUCUACAAGCCCCAUACCCGAGAGCAGGCGCAAGCUUCCGAGUUUCCGCGUGAUUUUCUUGGGAUUUCGCUUCCGGAGCAGCCCAGCAAGUACUAUCUCAUAAUUCGCGGGCAGCGCAUUGUUCUCGAGGCGGACUCCUCGAUCCAGACUUUGAUGGAGAAGCUUCAGUCUUACAAAACCCGAGUUGCGCUUUAUUUCGAUGGCUUUCAGUAUCAACUUGGUGACUUUCAGCUUAGAGUGGGAAAAGUUGUUCCUACUCAUUCUGAGAAUUUGAGAGGGAUAGUUAUGGAGGUUGAGUAUCUUCCCAUUUCUUCUAUGGAGAAAGGCAGGCAAGUCAUGGAAGAGUUUGUUGAUAUAUGGCAAGAAGCUCUGUCAAAAAGAUCAUUACCGGGACAUUUUGUGCAUAUAGAACCAACUUUUGCUGAUUAUGGUCUCGCAGACAGCUAUACUUCCCAACAUAGUGCCGUUCAAUAUGCUACGGUUAUGGCUCAACUAAUUGCAACAGUUCAAGCAGUGCAAUCAAUGAGAAAUUAGGAAAGGAUGAUCGAUUUGUACAAUGUAUGUGAUAUGAAUAACCGACUCCUUUCCCUCUUUAGGCUUUAAUUGAUGCAAUCUUGAAACCUACUUGCUUUGGGACUAGGUGUAAAGGUAUGCAAUAGAACAGAAACAAGCAAUUGCUCGAGUA